ACAUUGGUGCGCAUCGCACACGGCACACCCGAAGCAAUCUCCACUCCUCCGCCACCGCCGCCGCCGCACGCCACGCGCCGUCCCGUAUACCCGGCCGAGCUAAGAUGGACAGGCGCAAUCUUCAGAGGCGGGUCAAGAUGAGCGAAGGGCAAACGGAAUCCCAGAACGACGACGCACAAGGCACGAGGAUGCGGCCGUCGGGGAGCAACGUCACCGAGGAUCAGGAGCCGUUCAUGGGAGUCAAGGUCCGCCGGAAAACCUCGUUCCGCCGUGAGUUCAAGGGCGACUACAUCGACGUCCGGUCCAAUCAGUACUUGAUGAAAAUCUUGGAGAAACAAGGUGACAAGGAGGUUUUGUUUGCUGAUAAAGUGUUGAAAUUCACUAGUACUGGGAAGAUGAAGCGUCGCAUUUUGAUGAUCACUGACUUUGCUAUCUACAUUGUUGAUCCUGAGGCCGACGCCCUGAAGCGGAGGAUUGCGCUUGCCGCGGUGGAGAAGAUGUGCUUGAGUGAACUGAGUGAUAACUUUUUCGUAGUGGUUAUUCCCACGGAGUAUGAUUUGCUCAUGGCCAGUACUCGCAAGACGGAAAUCGUAACUGUCCUGGAUGAGGCUACUAAGAGUUCUUCUGAUUACGGAAUUGAAGUCUGUUUCGGUAACAGCUUUGAGUAUAAUGCAGGCGCAGAAUUGGUGAAAGAGGUUCAGUUUGAAGAAGUUGAAGGAGGUGUUAAAACUAGAAUUCUGAGGAAGUGAUUGCAGGGCCAGCAAAGGUUCUAGGUUUUUAGACUCUGCUGGGGAUCCAUUCUGAACUUUGUAAAGAUGAAUCAUUCUUCAUCUGUUGCAUGCCAAGGUUCUGCUCAGUAUCAAGUCCAACCUGACAGGAACUAUGGUCUUUUAUCCUCAUUUGUGUGUGAUUCUUAUACUGAAAAGGUAGAUGUUGUUUUAGACUUUUAGCCAGUUUGAUCUGGAUGUAUGAAAUCAUGGAUAUGUCUCUGAACAUGAAUAUUCUUCAAAAUCGAUCAAGGAUUGUUUGUAAUUGCAGACACUGCCUGUUCUGCACAUUUUUUUGUUCUCUUUUCAAUUCCUUGUGAGUACUGUUAUGUAGGCAUGUAGCACUACAAGACUUUUAA
Messenger RNA from Argentina anserina (silverweed cinquefoil), 1126 nucleotides. RefSeq lists its product as uncharacterized. Gene Ontology annotation, cellular component: myosin complex. The record is from RefSeq and is a predicted model, not a curated record. The coding region runs from base 105 to 749 and encodes 214 amino acids. The transcript has 4 exons. Gene Ontology annotation, molecular function: cytoskeletal motor activity. NCBI's taxonomy places the organism in Eukaryota, Viridiplantae, Streptophyta, Magnoliopsida, Rosales, Rosaceae.